Indicator indicator is the source of this 567-nucleotide messenger RNA. It is a transcript of the gene PMVK, whose product is annotated as phosphomevalonate kinase. Gene Ontology annotation, molecular function: phosphomevalonate kinase activity. Gene Ontology annotation, cellular component: cytoplasm. The record is from RefSeq and is a predicted model, not a curated record. Gene Ontology annotation, biological process: isopentenyl diphosphate biosynthetic process, mevalonate pathway; cholesterol biosynthetic process. NCBI's taxonomy places the organism in Eukaryota, Metazoa, Chordata, Aves, Piciformes, Indicatoridae. The transcript has 5 exons. The coding region runs from base 1 to 567 and encodes 188 amino acids.
AUGGCGGCGCCGCGCGUGGUGCUGCUGCUGAGCGGGAAGCGGAAAUCGGGGAAGGAUUUCGUGGCCUCCGAGCUGCGGGGCCGACUGGGCCCGGACGUGUGCACCAUCCUGCGCCUCUCCGCGCCACUCAAGGAGCAGUAUGCCAAGGAGCACGGCCUGGACUUCCAGCGGCUCCUGGAUGCCAGCCCCUACAAGGAGCAGCACCGGCAGGAUAUGAUCCGGUGGGGGGAGGAGAGACGCAGCACCGACCCCGGCUUCUUCUGCAGGGCAGCGGUGGAGGGGGCAGCACAGCCGGUGUGGGUGGUGAGCGACACUCGGCGCCCCUCAGACGUGGAGUGGUUCCGGAAGGCUUACGGCGCCGCGGUGCAGACCGUGCGGGUGGUGGCCAGUGAGGAGACGAGGAAGAGGAGGAACUGGGUCUUUGUAGCAGGGGUGGAUGAUGCUGAGUCUGAGUGUGGCCUGGACCAGGGAGUGGCCUUUGAUUGGGUGAUCACCAACGAUGGGGACGAAGUGUCCCUGGACGAGCAGCUGGGGGCACUGCUGCAGUCAGUGCGUGACAGGCUAUAG